This is a messenger RNA of Dreissena polymorpha, 8265 nucleotides long. RefSeq names its product 3'-5' exoribonuclease 1-like. Gene Ontology annotation, biological process: exonucleolytic trimming to generate mature 3'-end of 5.8S rRNA from tricistronic rRNA transcript (SSU-rRNA, 5.8S rRNA, LSU-rRNA). NCBI's taxonomy places the organism in Eukaryota, Metazoa, Mollusca, Bivalvia, Myida, Dreissenidae. The transcript has 7 exons. Gene Ontology annotation, molecular function: 3'-5'-RNA exonuclease activity; nucleic acid binding. Gene Ontology annotation, cellular component: cytoplasm. Bases 145 to 1281 code for a protein of 378 amino acids. The record is from RefSeq and is a predicted model, not a curated record.
UUACAUUUCAUUGAAGUAAGCGUCAUAAAAAGAACGAAACCGUACGAAACAGAUGAUAGCGUGUUGAUUGAUAUUUUUUAAUACCAGAGGUCAAACAUUAUGACUAUUUUGAUUGUAAUACGAGAAACUUAGUGUCUGAACACAAUGGCUGCAGUUGAAAACGGUGACAACAAUUUUGAAUUGUUUGUUGAAAAAGCGCCUGAAACCAGGUCUGGUACAAAACCUAAGGUAUAUAAGGAUGGACAAUACAGUGACCCUGUGUUUAAAAAGCUGUCAAAGAUUAAUGGAGAAGUCAACAAACUCAACAAGAGGGAGUUACAGUCCAAGUUGAAGGAAUUUGGCCUUGACACUAGGGGCCUUAAAGAAGUGUUGAAGAAACGAUUAAAGAAUUUUUACAAGAAAAGGAACAUUCAGAAAUCUCGAGUCCGUGUGACAGGUAAAACUGGUUAUGAUUACUUGGCUGUGAUAGACUUUGAGGCAACUUGUGAAGAGAACUAUCCCAGCUACAGACAUGAGAUUAUUGAAUUCCCUGUCGUACUGGUGGAUGUGGACAAAAUGGAAAUUGUUGCCAAAUUCCAGGAGUAUGUGCGGCCAUUGCUCAACCCUAAACUAUCCAGCUUUUGUACCAGUUUGACAGGGAUCACUCAGGAAAAAGUGGACCAGGCAGAUCCCUUUGUGGAUGUCCUUGCCAAGGUGGAGGCAUGGUUCUCACAGCAUGGCCUCGGUCAAGAGAAGACGUUUGCUGUGCUCACAGAUGGGCCAUGGGACAUGUUCAGGUUCAUGUUCUACCAGUGUCAGGAAAGCCGUAUAGAGAUGCCUGCAUGGUCUAAGGUCUGGAUAAACAUUCGCAAGGCCUACUGUAAUUUCUACAACUGCGGUCGCGGAGGAAUAGAGAUCAUGCUCCAUAAUCUGGGUAUGAAAUUUGAAGGCUCGCCACACAGUGGCAUCGAUGAUGCAGUAAACAUAGCGCGCAUAGCGAUUAAGAUGCUCUGCGACGGUUGCUGCCUGUCUCUCAACGAGCAGAUCCAGAUCAAGGUCGACCCUCGAGACUCGAAACGCGAGGCCCGUUAUGUGGUGUACCACGAGCCUCGCAAAUCACGUGCUGCGAGAGACUGUGAUGAAAACAGUGAGGGAGAAGCUGCGGAGGAAAUUGACGGUGAUUACGGUGGAGAUUACUCAGGGGAGAUAAAUCAUGAGAUGGAGAGGUUACACAUUGAUAUGAGUGAGGUUGACGAUGGGGUGGACGAUCUGCUGAGUUACUACAAGCUGCAGAAGUCUUGAAGGCGUACAUAACAUGUCCUGUAGUCAACUUAUACAUAGACUUACGACCAAGGAUAAACACAUUUUCCUUAUAUUUGGAAAAGUAAUGUUAGGUUGAGUAAGGAUUGAAAAUAAUCAGGGGACUUCUAGCAAAUUGUACCUAAAAUGUGUUGCAUAAUUGCAUUUUAAGAUUAAGCCUAUGAAUUCUGCCUGUUUUUUUUUCAACUAGUGUUUUAAAAUAAUAAGUGGAAAUAUUUUGUGUCAGUUGUGUUUCUAAGAUAUUUAUUUCAAUAUUCAAGAUUUUGAUGGGUCAUAAUUAUUUGAGCAAAGUGGCGCAAUAACAUGUCUUAUGCCAUAUGCACCUAGUAGCACCAGGAGUAGUAGGAGCUUCCUUGUCCGCUGAUUAGACAGUGCAGGCUGGUCUAAAGGUACGCUGGCUGCAUAUUGCAUAAGACUCACUCCUGCAUAACCCAGCUCAUUUUUGUCCCCUACCCGUGAAACCGGAGGGGACUUAUGGUUUGCGCUCUAUCUGUCUGUCAGUCAGUCUGUCACACUUUUCUGGAUCCUGCGAUAACUUUAAAAGUUCUUCAUAUAUUUUUCAUGAAACUUGAAACACGGAUAGAUGGCAAUAUGGAGAUUAUGCACAGCAUGUCAUUUUGUUCCUACGUCAAGAAUUCUGGUUGCUAUGGCAACAAAUAAAAAAAAAAUACUGACAAUGGUGGAGUUUCACCGUUAGGUAACAAUAUUGCUUGGCAAUCUCUUGUUACACCUACAAUAAGGUUGUACCAUAAUACAAAAUGUUUGUCUUUAUACUGGUAUAUGGCCUGGUCAUAUCUCAUGAUAAAAAUAUUUCAUACCAGAAGAGAAUAAUGUACAGUUAGCUAUAAUAUUUUCAAUGUUUCUUCCCAAAAUAAUAAUCUUUUUCAUGCUUAGCUGUUUUAUUCUUAUGUGAUACCGGUAUUACGAUAUAUACAUGUAGUUGAUUUCUCUACCACCAAUUUUGUAUUCACUCUACUUAUUUUAUAUUGUAUAAAUGAUGUAGAAAGCCCAAUUGUACUUUAAUAAUGUGUUUGUUUAGUGCAUGGCAACAUGGUGCUGUUUAAUAAGCAAUUGAAUGCUGUUGCCAAUUGGAAUUAUUUUUCUUUUCUAUGUUUAUUGCACGCCUUCAAAUGACAUAGACAACUUAUGUACUUGCAUUAAGCAUUAUUCUGUGAAAGUUAAUUAGAAUUACAUUUGUAGUACUAGUUUAUUAAAAAAAUAACAUAAUGCUAUGGACUUACAUAAGCAUUCAAAAUAUCUUCCAACAAUAAAUUACCUAUUAAAGUAAUAACUUAUUUGUGAUUUAUCUAAAUUUUGCAAUUAUGCUAAUGCUAAAUGCUCUCUAAAUUAUCCUUUUUUCAUAAGGGACCUAAAUGAUGGCCUUUAUCAGUAAACUUUUAGAUUCUGCAGAUUGCAUUGUUUUAUUUAAUUGAAUUAUAUCUCAUUAAAGUCAUGAAUAUUCUGUGAAAUCUUGUAUUGGGCAGUUGUUUCUUUGACUUUUUUCCCAGCACUUUUAAUUUGAUAUUUCUCAAUAACAGAUAGGGGUGUUCACUGUUGUUAUAUUAAACAAAGGCUGAAUACUUUUUCUCUAAAAUACUUAAAGGGGAGAUUAAGACCAAAAUAUCAUGGUUUUGCACAUUGCUUCUCUUAGCUUUCACCCUGCUGGCUUCUGGAUUGUUAGCUCCAUCUGUGAAAUUAAAUAUGCGUUUGUAAGUAUUCACUGGUAGAUAAUAAUUAUAAGAAUUGAGGCAGGACUUGUCUUGGAUUUAGUAUUUGAAAGAAAAUUUUGCUAGACUAGCUGGGCUUUAAACCCUCUUUUUUUUAGCAGUCCAAUAUGCCUUUUGUUAUCAAGAUAUGUCGCUAUUCAUUUACAAUUCAUUUACAGUGUUGUAUAUGAGUGUUUAUCAGUGGCACUUUAGUAACAGUAUAUGCAUGGGUAACCGAAGUACAUGUCAAGCUCAUACUGCUUUAUUGUAAAAUCUAGCUCUGCAAAAUUUACCAUGUACUACAACACUGAGAACAUUUUAACUAUUCAACUACUAUUUUAUGUGAUUUAUGAUCUAUACAGUACACCUAUGAAUAUUUGCAACGUUUUGGAAAGAAUUGAUGCAUGUAUAUUACAAUAAUUAACAUCUUACAUUGCAAGUUCAAAAUAUGAGAAAUAAAGAUAAUACAACAAUUUCUAUUUUGAAUAUGAAUAUACAACGUGAAUGUUUUGAAUAGUAUAAGGUUUGUGUUGGGUCACAUUUUGCAAUUGCAUAAAUUCUGUAGUUAAAGUCUUAAGCACAUCAGGUCAAAUCAUAAGGGCAUCAAAGGCGUCUUUUGUGUGAUAGGCUGCAUUCUCAACAUCAGGGAGCAUUAAAAUGUACAUCUAUAUCACCAUAUUACGUGUUGACUUUGUGUAUGUGCUGCCUCGUGUUGUACCUGUUUUUAGCUCACCUGAGCACAACGUGCUCAUGGUGAGCUUUUGUGAUCGCUUUUUGUCCGUCUGUUGUCCGUUGUGCGGCUUCAACAUUUGCCUUGUUAACUCUCUAGAGGCCACAUUUAUUGUCCAAUCUUUAUGAAAUUUGGUCAGAAGAUUGGUUUCAAUGAUAUCUUGGAUUAAUUCGAAAAUGGUAACGUUUGCUUGAAAAACAUGGCUGCCAAGAGGCUUGGCAUUUUUCCUUAUAACACUCUAGUGGCCACAGUUAUUGUCUGAUCUUCAUAAAACUUGGUCAGACGAUUCAUCCCAAUAAUAUCUUGGACGAGUUCGAAAAAGAUGCCGGUUGGUUGAAAAACAUGGCCGCCAGGGGGCAGGGCAUUUUUCCUUAUAUGGCUAUAGUAAAACCUUGUUAACACUCUAGAGGCCACAUUUAUUUUCUGAUCUUCAUGAAACUUGCUCAGAAGAUUUGUCCCACUGAUAUCUUGGAUGAGUUCAAAAAUGGUAACCUUUCCUCGAAAAACAUUGCUGCCAAGGGGCGGGGCAUUAUUCCUUAUAUGGCUAUAUAUGGCUAUAGUAAAAUCUUGUUAACACUCUAGAGGCCACAUUUAUUGUCCAAUCUUCAUGAAACUUUGUCAGAAGAUUAUCCCAAUAUUAUCUUGGACGAGUUUGAAAAUGAUGCCGGUUGGUUGAAAAACAUGGCCACCAGGGGGCGGGGCAUUUUUCCUUAUAUGGCUAUAGUAAAACCUUGUUAACAUUCUAGAGGCCACAUUUAUUUCCAAUCUUGAUGAAAUAUGGUCAGAAGAUUUGUCUUAAUAAUAUCUUGGAUGAGUUCGAAAAUGGUUACGUUUGCUUGAAAAACAUGGCUUCCAAGGGGCGGGGCAUUUUUCCUUAUAUGGCUUUAUAAGGCUAUAGUAAAAUCUUGUUAACACUCUAGUGGCCACAUUUAUAGUCCGAUCUUCAUGAAACUCGGUAAGAAGAUUCAUCCCAAUAAUAUCUUGGACGAGUUCAAAAAUGAUGCCGGUUGGUUGAAAAACAUGAACACCACGGGGGCGAGGCUAUUUUUCUUAUAUGGCUAUAGUAAAACCUUGUUAACACUCUAGAGGUCACAUUUAUUUUCCGAUCAUCAAGAAACUUGGUCAGAAGAUUUGUCUCAAUUAUAUCUUGGAUGAGUUCGAAAAUGGUUUUAGUUGCUUUAAAAACAUGGCCACCAGGGACGGGGCAUUUUUCCUUAUAUGGCUAUAGUAAAACCUUGUUAACAUUCUAGAGGCCACAUUUAUUUCCAAUCUUCAUGAAAUUUGGUCAGAAGAUUGGUCUCAAAUGAUAUCUUGGAUUAGUUCGAAAAUAUAUAUGUUUGCUUGAAAAAAAAAUGGCUUCCAAGGGGCGGGGCAUUUUUCCUUAUAUGGCUAAAGUAAAAUUUGUUAACACUCUUGAGGCCACAUUAAUUUUACUGUCCAAUCUUCAUGAAACUUGGUCAGAAGAUUCAUCCCGAUAAUAUCUUGGACAAGUUCAAAAAUGAUGCAGGUUGGUUGAAAAACAUGGCUGCUUGUGGGUGGGGCAUUUUUCCUUAUAUGGCUAUAGUAAAACCUUGUUAACACUCUAGAGGCCACAUUUAUUUUCCGAUCUUAGUGAAACUUGGUCAGAAGAUUUGUCCCAAUAAUAUCUUGUUAUCUCAGGUGAGCGACGUUGGGCCUUUCAGGCCCUCUUGUUUUUAUAAUAAGAUCAAUCACAGUUGUUGAUAAAGUUGGUUCGCCAUUGAUUUGUUGUUACAUACAAUAACUAUAACAAUUAUAAACACAGCCUAAAUUUGACCAUAUUUAGUCUGUAAAUGAAAUGUUUCUGUUUCAAUAUUGUAUGUUAUACUUAUUUGUUUACAUGUUACAUAUGAGCAGCAUCAAGCAGAAAUGGUGUGACUUUAUUCCUGAUAAGUCUGUGAAUGUGCGGCCUGGGACAAGCUUUGAAAAUGUGUUUCUCCAAUCUCUAAGAUAACAAAUAAAUAUCCUCCCAAAUAACGAGGAAUCUCGAACACAGACUUCGCGUUUUAAAACAAGUUACUAACAUAAAAAUAUAUCAAUACCGUAAAUACAUUUCGAAGUAUUAUAACUCAUAGAGACCACAGUUUACUUUUAGAAUGUUGUUUACCAUUAUUAUAGAUUAAAUCAUAUAUAGCAUUAAUUGUUAAAGAUGUAAUUAUUAAUAAGUGGGAAAAAAUUGAACAAUAAAACUAUUUAUUAGCAUAAAUAGUUAAUUCAUAAUUGAUUUAUUCGAAAUUCAAUAAAAUUCUUAGAUCAAUAAUUUGUGUUCAGGCUAGUUAAUCUGCUUGAAGUAACAAUUAAGCGCUGUUUGUAGAAGUUGCUCUUUAAAAAGUAUUUUAAUCGACAUUUUAUACAAUCGGAAAAGUUGAUAUGAGCUCGACAGAAUUUCACUUUUAUCUUGUGGUCUAUUUAUAAAAAAAUAUGCAGACAUUUUCCAUUUAUAUUUUAUAAUUUUCAUAAAUUCAAUGACAUCAAAACAAAUAAUAGACUUGAAGAACGGAUAAUAUGGGUUUAAUAACUGCCCCAGCAUUGAGUUGCAGCAUUGAACUUUCCUUUUAUAGAAAAUUGUCUUUUGUGUAGGCUACAUUAAAUAGCAAUUUCUCUAUAUGAAUGAAAAUGACAUUAUGAUAAUAACAUAGUAUCACUAAAAUAAUGUAUGAACUUGCUUCUUGAAUAUACCAAUAUACCAUACAUGUGGAUCAUCUGCAUUUUCUAAUUAUGAAUUUCUAUCUGCACUCCGAACGUAUCCAAGGGUUAUCGGUAUACAUUAAACGAUUGUUGAAUGUUUUCAUUUCCCAAAUUCUGGCAAUUUGCGCUAUUCGAUUGGGGGAGCUAGUCAACUCGUACCUUAGUCAACUCGUACCUUCGGUCAACUCGUACCCGAUUUGGUCAACUCGUACCCGAUUUUUGGUCAACUCGUACCCCCACUAGUCAACUCGUACCCGAAUUGGUCAACACGUACCCUCCUAAAAAUUAUUUAUAUAUAUCAAAGACGUGAAAUAUGUUUUUGAUAUGAAUAUAGAUAAAGGUUAUAAAAAAAAAUGUUUUUUUUUUCAAAAGUAGAGUAGUAGACAAGUUCAUUAUUUUUCACACGUGUAUAAAUAUAAAGGACGUGUUUGUCGGCGUUUUGUUUGAUAAAAUGUUGACUUAUAACACCUUUAUGACAACAGGACCGUCGGCGAUUUGUUAAACAAUUUGUUUGUCGUGCAUCUAAAAUGACACGCGCGGUAGUUGUCUGCAUUUUUUUUGAUAAAAUGUUUGAUUGUAAACACUGCAUGAUGACUUAACCAAUUAAAGGUAUGAUCCACUUUGAAGUUAAAGGAUAUAAUAAACUAUUUGGAACUGGUGAGUAUGUUAAGUCUAAAUUAUAAUGUACACAAUAUAAAGUGCAUCAUUUAUUAUUUUAUAUAUAAGCUGUAUAUAUUAAAUUUAUAAAUUAUUUGUACAUUCAUAUGUGUAUUAUAAUCAUUAAGAUUAUGAGAUUUUGAGUGUAACUUCUUGCGUUGUGUAUGGUUCUUUCAUUCAGCAAUAUAUAACCACCGUCUGUCGGAUUAUCUAAUUUAUUGUAAUCUUGUCGAUCCCUGCAUAGGCAAAUAAAUUUAAAAUUCAUAUAAACAUCAUUAAAUCUUAAUAAAAACAUCAUCAAUAUUCAAUUUACUAAACUGAUCAACUUCCAAUAAUUCUCGCGUGUAUUGCGCUGUGUGAAGUAGCAACUGGCCUUUAUUGAUCAAUGUCGAUUAAUUAAGAGAUUAAAGAGAUAACGGUCUGUGUUAAUUGAUUGAUUGAGUGUCGUAUUAACCUAAUAUAGUUAACAUUGAGAACAAUUACUAAAUCAUAUAGAAAUUAGUUAUGUAGAAUAUGAUUAUUAAGUUGAAACUAUUAUCCUAAAGAGUAUACUAAAUAUUGAUGCAUGCAUAAAUCAUCUUUAUAAAACAGAACUGUUAUUAUUAAUUUUUUUAGAAAUUAUCUUUAAUAUGAUUUUUAAUAUGAUUAUUAGCGUAUGAUUUAGUAAAUAAACAUAAAUUAUGUAAAUAAAACAGAGCAGUAUAUUUUAAAUUUUGUAGAAAUUGGCCUCAAAGAAAAUGUUCAAUUAUAAUAAAAACAUUAAGGUAUAAGAUUAUUAUUAUUUAAUUAUAUAAAUAUUAAAAUGGUAAGCAGCGCAACUUAAAGGCCAAUUUUGUAAAUUAUGUGAACGGUCUCCAAAUGGAGAGAUAAAACGUCAAUUUAUAUUAAAACUUGUAUAAGCAAACCAAAAAUGACCGAUAUAUACGAUAAAUUACGUCUUCGGUGAUAGGUUUCUCUUCCGCAAUUGACAAAGUAACACGACUAAAUGUACGUUAGAGUAAGAGUAUCUUUGCUUGAUGUAUUAAUUCAAUACAUUAUUUAAUUAGAAUUUCAUACGGAUGGAUUUGAACGGAUUUUGUAAUAUAUUGUUGAUUAACUUUUGGACUUGGAUGUAUUGGACUUUGAAACAUUAUGUAAAGUACUGAAUAAAGAACACAGAACUAUCAA